CCUUCACUGCAGGUGUGCAGCUGAGUGUGUAGCUUUUACCAAGUCCGCUGGUAUUAAAAAAAAAGAAAGAAAGAAAGAGAGAGAGAGUUUGGGCUGAUUUGACAAAUGGGCACAGAGAUUGAUGACAUGGACUGUUAUAUUGAAUAAGGUUUCCGCGAUCAUCUGGGAUAAGAGCUUCCAAGUGACCAUGAUGUACAAAACCAGUACAACAAUCAAUCUCCCGAACCACACAGACAUAUGUGCACCACUUUACAAGGAAGAAAACCCACUUCCACUUGUGGUUCUCUACAGCACAGUCCUCAUAUUAGGUCUGCCCGCUAACCUGAUCACAGUCUUCCUCACGUUCCUCGAAGUGUGUCAGAAGAACGUCCUAGGGAUCUACCUCUUCAGCCUGUCAGUGUGUGACCUGAUGUAUCUUGGCACACUUCCACUCUGGGCCAUUUACAUCAACAGAGGUCAUCAGUGGGAGUGGGGCUCUUUGACCUGUAAGUUCACCGGCUAUGUGUUCUUCAACAACAUGUACAUCAGUAUCUUCUUGAUGUGCUGCGUUUCAGCGGACCGUUUUGUCGCGGUGGUCUACGCCGUGGAGUCUCGUGGUCUGAGAAGGAUGAGGCAUGCUGUGAUCAUCAGCGUUAUGAUUGUGGUGGUCGUUGCUGUGGGACACGUGCCGGUUUUCACCAUGGCAGAGGGAGACUCUGAAAAAAUGGAGGAGAAGCGGUGCUUCGAGCCAAGCCUACCCUCUGUCGUAGUGACGGGCUUCAACUACGCCCGCUUCCUCAUCGGUUUCUUCAUCCCGCUGUGCAUUUUAAUAUUCACCAACUUGGCCAUCAUUUCUAAAGUUCAAGCUAGCACAGGUUUGACGCCACAGGCCAAAAUCAAAAUACGUCACCUGGCCUAUGCUGUCAUCUUGUUCUUUCUGGUCUGCUUCAUGCCGUAUCAUGUGAUCCUUUUGAUACGUGCCAUCAAUUUCCACUUUUCCAAUGGGAAAUGUGACUUUGAAAGAAGCAUCUACACACCCUAUACAAUCUCUCUGGGUCUCUCUACCAUCAACAGUGCCAUAAACCCUGUUUUCUAUGUGCUUAGCAGCAACAGUGCUCAUACGAGGAUCCACGAAGGCCUGCGAAGGUUACGCAGAAGCUCGAGAUCUCCUUCUUUUGCAUGAUUUCUUUCAUUUUCUAAACUGGGACUUAUUUUCCUUUUUCUGUAGCCUGUACAACACUUAAAUGAAAUAGGAAAUGUUUCUGUUAUACUUGUUUAAUCUUCCAAACAUUUGGAAAGCAUUACAGGAACCAUAUUUUCUAAAUGCAUGUUAUUGUGCUUAUGUAUAUUUCCUUGUAAUUUUUAAUCAAAAUGGCAUUAUCUUCUAGUGAAACCAAUUUUGUGACAUAUGGCGGAUUUAUUCAUAACGCCCCUUUUUACUACUGGUUGACUGAUAUUGUUUUUUUAUUAUUAUUAUUUGGACUGCCGAUAUCUAGGAAAGCAGGGGGGGGCGAUAGCAGAUAUAAUUUAUUUUUUUAUUAUUAUUAAUAUUUAAGAAAUUUGAAAUCAUUUGACAAUGGUUUAAAAUUUUUUUUUUAAAUAAACCAACUUUAGAUGAAAAAGUAUUUUUUUCACAAAUAAAUAUUUAAUAAAAAUAUAAUUGAAAAGUAAACAUUGUAACCAAAAGGGCACUCAGUUUUCUGGGAAGAUGGUGUGCGUUUGAGGAUCAUAUAUUUUUUAAUAAAGCCAGGGUAACCCUCAUUUUACAUACAGCACACAGUGAAAAUGACAUGAAUAUGACAGUGGCCAAAUGCAUAAAGUGCAGCACUAUUUGAAAUCAUGAGUUUAAAGUUUAAAGCAUUCAAUUCAGAUGGAACGACCGUCAUGCAGAGAACACGCGAUCAUGAUGGAUAAAAAUGCACAUGUCACAAGAUCUCACAGCUGGAUUCGACUAAAUUUGCAAGGUUUGUGAAAUUAAAGUUCCAUUAGUCAUUCAAAGAUUUGUUUAAAUGAUGUAAAUGCAUAUUUGCUCAAUGCUGACGCCAAACGAGAAAGUAUAAUAAUGUUUGCCUUUCUAUUCCUGAUAAUAUAAAAGCAAUUGUUAUGAUACUUUUUGUAUACAAUAUGUUUUUUCUGUUUGUUUUUUUACAUGAAACAGGAAAUUACAUAACAGAAAAAGACCCUCAUGUGUUAAGAUCUCUUGAAAUGUAAGUUAAUUGGAUCUUUUUAUUGAAGUGUAAAAUGUAAUGUGGUGCAACUUAAACUAUUUAUUAGCUACUUAAUGGAAUAAAUGCAUGCCAUUUCUUUAUUAAAUUAAUAAAUACACAACUUUUUUUUUGGUGGAAAUAAUGAAAAUAGGGAAAACAUUUUUAGAGAUUCAUUCUUAUUCAUUACAUAAGAAAGUACAGAGCUUUGUUAAAAUAUCAAAUUAAACGGUCAUAAUACAAACAAAAAAUUUACGAAAACAAGAAACAUUUUAAAAUAAAUUGUAUUUAUUUAUAUUUAAUUUUUUUUCAGGAGUACUAUUUGCUAUUUUAUAUUAUAUCUUAGCAAAGUCCAUGUGUGAAAUCAGGAGACGUUUUUGAGUUUGAUGUGAAAUUGAUGCAAGAAGCCACAAAAACGUAUAGAGGAAAUGGUUAGAGGCUAAACGAGGUGUGAAAACGGUUGUUUUUCUGCUUGCAGUUGACAGUCUAUACAAGUUCAUAUAUUGUGCCUGCAUUAAGACACGUAGUUACAUACACAUGUGCUUGAUAUAGGAUUAUUAUUAUUAUUAAUAUUAUUAUCAUUAUCAUUUAAAGGGUAAGUUCACUGAUUUUAAACCAGCUUUUUAUUGUUACAAUGUUGGUACACAUAAAUGUACAAUGUGUUACCUUUUGCAUUUCUGUACCUCUACUCACCACUACCCACAGACAGCAAUAUGAGUGUUGAAGAUUUUUCAUUUUUGGCCACAACCAUUUUCUCUGUUUUCUCUAGGAAUGCAACACUGAUUAAAAAAAAAUAAAAUAAAAAUAAAAAACUACUUAGUAACCUUUUAUAGAAAUUCCAUCUGUUACCAUUAAAUUAAAUCUUAUUAUUAGAAUUUUAUGCAGCUGGGAAAUGAGAAAUGAAACCAUGACCUUGCCAUUGUUAGCUCAUACAGAUAAAAAAGUAAAGUAUGAACAUAAGCAGUUCUCUCUGAAUAGAUCUUAGAGCUUAAAAUGUUUAGUUGUGGUGAGGACUUUGAGCAUGAGAACGGAUGCUAAAAUGUGUUUGUAACUUGAACUUUCCAUGACCUUAAAUGGUGAACUUCCUGUAUGCUAGGUCGUAAUAAAAUGUAGAAUAGUUCUGUUUUUAGUUUGAACGUGCUCACACUAAAUGACAGGAAGUUUGACAGACUCAACAUUUGUUCACAUAACCCAAGACUGACAUAUAAAGAUAUAUAUGUACCAAUCUUUACAUUUUUAAGUCAAGCUGAAGGUGUCUAGCAAACUAAAUCAUGCGAAAUAAAAUUACUAAUUUGCAGACAAAUUAUGUUGAUAUAAUUAAAUGGUCUUGAUAUCAAAUUAACCCCUUAAAUUGCCUUAUAAGAUUACUUUACA
Molecule: messenger RNA, 3557 nt
Organism: Carassius gibelio (silver crucian carp)
Lineage: Eukaryota; Metazoa; Chordata; Actinopteri; Cypriniformes; Cyprinidae
Product: probable G-protein coupled receptor 132
Exons: 2
Coding region: 122-1162 (346 amino acids)
Biological process (GO): negative regulation of G2/M transition of mitotic cell cycle; G1/S transition of mitotic cell cycle; G protein-coupled receptor signaling pathway
Cellular component (GO): membrane
Molecular function (GO): G protein-coupled receptor activity
Source: RefSeq, a predicted model, not a curated record